Messenger RNA from Batrachochytrium dendrobatidis JAM81, 706 nucleotides. RefSeq lists its product as uncharacterized. The record is from RefSeq and is a predicted model, not a curated record. The coding region runs from base 61 to 648 and encodes 195 amino acids. Lineage: Eukaryota; Fungi; Chytridiomycota; Chytridiomycetes; Rhizophydiales. The transcript has a single exon.
GAUACGCCGGAAGUUAAAAGUUUCCCUAUAGUUCACUUUGCCGCUGAAACGCAGAUUUCCAUGGUGGGUUGGAUUAAUAUUUUGGUUCGAGCUUCGCAGAAUGAACUUCGUACUGCACCUCUCCCGUUGCUACCCAUCAAGGAUAUCCGUCGAUCCGAGGCAUCACAAAGUGCUUUAAAUAGUUUUAAUGUUGAUGCGAAUAUUUCUGGGCCUGCCCUUCGACAGGUUUCACUUCAAUCUACAUCUUAUCAACAAGCAUUCAUCCCAGCCCCACAAAAGCUGUUUUCCAAAGAACGCAGGUCUGCUAGUGUGAGCAGUGCUGUUUCUACCCUUUCUACAAUGCCUCCUGCAAAGUUUGUUCCUGAUGGUAGAUCAUUGACAAUUCAAACACAUCGCCCAAGUGCUACAUCUCCGGGUUUGCUAGGACAUGCAAAUACUGUGUCCACAUUACCCGAAGCUAUGAUAACACGAUCUGCUUCUGCUGUUACAUCACCUUAUAUUAGCGCAUUGAAUCUGUCUUCCAAUGGAGUUUUUUCAAACACUAGAACCAGUUUCGAUGACUCUGUCACUGUUCCUAUGCAAAAGGGUAUUGUCAAGCGUUCAGCCGCCUUUCAAAACUCUACCCGUUCGCAGUCUUCUUGGAAAUAGCUGUUCUUUUGGGUUUUGUAAUUUCAUCAGAUUUCUCAAUAAUAAAUUUAUAGCAUAU